Leucoraja erinaceus (little skate) is the source of this 1296-nucleotide messenger RNA. Its product is annotated as vacuolar protein sorting-associated protein 52 homolog. The transcript has 2 exons. The record is from RefSeq and is a predicted model, not a curated record. Gene Ontology annotation, cellular component: GARP complex. Gene Ontology annotation, molecular function: syntaxin binding. The annotation marks the transcript as partial. Gene Ontology annotation, biological process: lysosomal transport; Golgi to vacuole transport; endocytic recycling. NCBI's taxonomy places the organism in Eukaryota, Metazoa, Chordata, Chondrichthyes, Rajiformes, Rajidae.
CUCACCGCUCAAUGCUCCUUCUCCAAGUCAUUGCUGAAGAACAGGAACACCAUCUUCACCCUGGGUAACCGUGGAAACGUGAUUGCCUCAUCGGAACUGGAAGCCCCCAUCAUCGUACCCCACGUAGCACAGAAGAACGACACUCGGUACCCCUUUGAGAGCCUGUUUCGGAGCCAGCACUAUGGCCUUCUAGACAACAGCUGUCGUGAAUACCUCUUCCUCUGUGACUUCUUCAUGGUGACCGGAAACUCCGCUCAAGAUCUCUUCAACGCCAUCAAGGGUAAAACCCUCAGCAUUGUCUUGGUGAGUUUAAGCAGACUCUUGCCGCUGGUGGAGAGAAAUGAUUUACCCCUGCAUUUGGCCUUCCCCGCGGACAGGCUCGAUGCAGGAAAAAUGCUCCCCAUUUUGGUGGAAGUCCAGAACCAAUGGUCACAGUUUAAGAAUAAGGGGUAGGCCAUUUAGAACGGAGAUGAAGAAAACAAAUAUUUCACCCAGAGAGUUGUGAAUCUGUGGAAUUCUCUGCCAUAGAAGGCAGUGGAGGCCAAUUCUCUUGAUACUUUCAAGAGAGAGUAGCUCUUACGGAUAACGGUAUCCAGAGAUAUGGGGAGAAAGCCGGAGCGGGGUAUUGAUUUUGGAUGAUCAGCCAUGAUCAUAUUUAAAUGGCCUACCCCUUAUUCUUAAACUGUGAGCCCUGGUUCUGGACACCCCAACAUGGGGAACAUUGUUCCUGCAUCCGGCCUGUCCAAUCCCUACAGUAUUGUUAUAUGUUUCUGUAAGAUCCUGAUCUGUGAAUCAGAAUGGUCGGUGUGUAAUUCCCCUUCAGAAACAUGUGGACACCUAUGUUGCCGAUUGCUACGACAGUAUCGCCAUUUUCCUGUCCAUCCACAUCAUCCUCCGCUUCAAGACCAUGAUGACCAAGCGGAACGUCCCUGCUGUCGACAAUGAAGUGAAGCAGAAUGUCCAAUGCUGGAGACAAAUAGCACCUCAUAUUUCACUCGGGCAGCUUGCACCCCAGCGAACGUUGAUUUCUGAUGAAGGAUCUCGACCCGAAAACGUCACCCAUUGAGUUUGAAAAAGGGUCUCGACUCGAAACGUCACCCAUUGCUUCUCUCCAGAGACACUGCCCCCGCUGAGUUACUCCAGCUUUUUGUCUAUCUUCGGUUAUACCAGCAUCUGCCAUUCCUUCUUAUACAUUGACUUCUCUAGCUUCAAGUAAGCCUUGCUUUUCCUCUCUCUCUUCAUCCCCCCCCCCUCCCUUCCCAGUUCUUCAACCAGUCUUACUGGCUCCGACUACAU